UAACGAUAAUAAUGCAUUACUCAUCAUCCAUCAAUAACUCAUUUUUUUUCUCCUUUUAUUUACCCUUUAUAUUUCCAACUUUCCCUCACAAAUAACACUCUGAUUUCGAUAUACUGAAAGAGGAAACCAAAAAAAAAAAAAAUGUCCACAACUUUGGAUUCUAAUCCCACUGUAGUUGAUGAGUGUCGUGGUGUCCUUCAUGUGUAUAGUGAUGGCUCCAUUGUACGCUCUUCAAAGCCAGGCUUCAACGUCCCGGUUGAAGACGACGGCACCGUUUUGUGGAAAGAUGUCGUUUUUGACUCUGCCCAUGAUCUUCAGCUUCGGCUCUAUAAGCCAGCCGAUUCAUCUGGCUCCAAGCUUCCCGUUUUCUUCUAUAUCCAUGGCGGCGGCUUCUGCAUCGGCUCCCGCACAUGGCCUAACUGUCAAAACUACUGCUUCCGGCUGGCUUCUGAGCUUCGAGCCGUGGUUGUCGCCCCAGAUUAUCGGCUGGCUCCAGAGAACCGCCUCCCGGCUGCAAUUGACGAUGGUUUUAUGGCUCUCAGGUGGCUUCAAGCCCAAGCUGUGAGCCAUGAGCCCGAUCCCUGGUUGAGCCAUGUGGCUGAUUUCAGCCGGGUGUUUGUUUCGGGUGACUCGGCUGGUGGAAACAUAGCUCAUAAUUUGGCGGCUGGGCUCGGAUAUGGGUCACCUGAGUUGGCACCAGUUCGGGUCAGGGGUUAUGUUCUAUUGGCACCUUUCUUUGGUGGAACUAUCCAAACAAAGUCAGAAGUUGAAGGACCAAAAGAUGCUUUUCUCAAUUUAGAACUUAUUGAUAGGUAUUGGAGGCUUUCUAUACCUGUUGGGGACACUACUGAUCACCCACUUGUGAAUCCAUUUGGACCAGUUAGCAAGAGCCUUGAAGCAAUUGAUCUUGACCCAAUUCUAGUGGUGGUUGGAGGAAUUGAUUUGCUUAAAGACAGGGCAGAGGAUUAUGCAAGGAGGCUUAAGAAUUGGGGCAAAGAUAUAGAGUAUGUUGAAUUUGAAGGACAACCACAUGGUUUCUUUACUAUUGAUCCCAACUCAGAACCAUCGAACAAGUUGAUGUUGAUCAUCAAACAAUUCAUAGAGAAACAUUUGGGCUAAGUUUGAGGGCUCCAAAUACAGCUGUAACAUGCAUCUUUAUUGUAGUGGCUUUUAGAGUGGUCCUUGGUUUUAACUCCUACUGGGUUUCAAAUACGUGGAGUUACAAGCUAAAGGGGUCAAAAAUAACUAUCGAUGCAUCAAGUUUAUUUUAUCCAAAACCUGUGUUGAAUUGCUAUUUAUAAAAGUUUCCUCUUGUAAGCUAAUAAAUGCUUCAAUUUCUGAGUCUGCGGUAGAUUUGGCAUGG
Molecule: messenger RNA, 1363 nt
Organism: Gastrolobium bilobum
Lineage: Eukaryota; Viridiplantae; Streptophyta; Magnoliopsida; Fabales; Fabaceae
Product: carboxylesterase 15-like
Exons: 2
Coding region: 142-1119 (325 amino acids)
Molecular function (GO): hydrolase activity
Source: RefSeq, a predicted model, not a curated record